Messenger RNA from Symsagittifera roscoffensis, 336 nucleotides. RefSeq names its product titin-like. The transcript is spliced from 3 exons. The coding region runs from base 1 to 336 and encodes 111 amino acids. The record is from RefSeq and is a predicted model, not a curated record. NCBI's taxonomy places the organism in Eukaryota, Metazoa, Xenacoelomorpha, Acoela, Convolutidae.
AUGCCGUCGUUUGACUUAAGAAUAGAUAAGGAUUGGGUACAAACACAAGAUGCUGGCCUAAACAUACUGGAGAUCAGGGGCAUCAAGCUGGACGACCAGGCUACCUAUACGUGCAAAGCGAGGAACUCACAGGGCCAGACAGUGUCCGAGUGCUUCCUCAAAAUCGUCGUGGUCAAUCGCAACUGCCUCCCCCUCAGUCCCCCCAUGUUUCUGCGACCAGUGCUAGACAUUGUGGUACCAAGUGAGGGACACACUGCCAGAUUCGAGUGCCAAGUGCACCCUGGCUCAAACUCAUCCGAACACACCACAUCCUCCUCAAGCACACUCCACAUGUAA